Messenger RNA from Oncorhynchus mykiss (rainbow trout), 2106 nucleotides. RefSeq lists its product as uncharacterized. NCBI's taxonomy places the organism in Eukaryota, Metazoa, Chordata, Actinopteri, Salmoniformes, Salmonidae. The record is from RefSeq and is a predicted model, not a curated record.
AGGCGACGACCUUGGGUAUAAAAAAAAAAUAAGCCCAUGUAAGCGCAUUGGGCUUGUUUUGGACAGAGUUAAAGGAAAGUGAAACCUCUCGCUUCGCCUCAGCGCUCUUUAUAUUUUCGACUUGGUAGCUAUCUAGCCAACUUUCCUUCUCUACAAAUGUCUAAAAUAGAGUUAUUGAGAAUGUUUCUAAACCAGAGAUUGAUAGCGGCAGCUGAUGAGAUAUUUGGUGUCGUUGAAGAAACCCUAGCAAGGUACCAGGAAGAGGUUUCUCGCACAAGGGAGGAGAACAGUCGUCUACGGCUCACGCUCGAUAUCCGUACUAAACCAGAUAUCAAGUUACAUAGACAAGAUCUCCAGCAUCUAACUGUCACCGUGUCUGAUGAGGUGGUUUCCCCUGAGCAGCAGGAGUGGAGCCCCAGUCUGGGGCAGAAGGACCCAGAACCCACACGGAUGAAAGAUGAACAGAAUGAACCAAGGACCAGUCAGGAGGAUGAGAAUCAUUUCAAUGAGUUUAUCAAUUCUUACGGCUGUGUAUCAAGUGACUAUUAUCAGGACCCAACUCAGCCCUCACAUGGAGAGAGAUACUCUCUACCCAGCACCUCAACUGAACAGAUCAAAACAGAACCUUAUGUAGAAGACUAUGGUGUAUCAGAACCAACCAGAGAGUCUCAGCCCUUCUCUGCAGUAGAUACGGAGUGUUCUGCAGCUCAGAGUGAAAACAGAGGACAUAUUGACAUGAUGGAGUGUGGAGGAUCUCUGUCAGGUCUAAUGUUAAAGCCUCUCAAAUCAAAGAGAACAAAGACAGUAAAAGGACAAAGUUCUCAUAGUGUUAAGGACAGGAAAUUGAACCAUCUAAAAUCACACUCGAGACCCAGUGUAAGCUGGGAUGCUGCUCCUAGUUGUAAGGUAUGUGGAAAGCAAUUUGACUCCAUGGCGUCUUUAUUAAAUCAUGUGCAAACGCACACACAGGAUAAAGAACAUCUUUGUGGUGUGUGUGGAAAAUUCUGUCAGUCUACAGAAAGUAUGAUGGAUCACCUACAAACUCACAUCGGAGCAAAGUGUUGUCAUAUUUGUGGUAAAUAUUUUGCUUGGGAUGCUUUCCUGAAAAGGCAUUUGAGGAGUCAUACAGGGGAGAAGCCGUUUCACUGUCAUGAUUGUGGCAAAGGAUUCAGUCAGAGUGGAAACCUGGCGGUGCAUAUGAAGAGCCACUCUGGGGAGAAACCACAUCGCUGCCCUGUUUGUGGGAAAUGUUUCAGCAGAAACCCUGAUCUGACAGUCCACAUGAGGACUCAUACAGGGGUGAAACCAUAUAAGUGCCAGUAUUGUGGCCAAGGAUUCAAGCAGAAUUAUCACCGGAAACUACACAUGAAGAUCCACAUGGGAAAAACCAUAUCAUUGCCAUCUUUGUGACAUGUAUUUCAGCACUAGCACCCAGUCAACCGGGCUUGAGAUUUCACAUGGAAGAGAAGGUGUCACUGCCAUGACUGGCAGAGGCUUUGCAUAGACUGGAAGUUUGGGAGGACAUAUAAUGACAAUGCACAGAAUACUUUAGUGUAGAAAAUACUGACUGUAGACCUGGUUUGUGAUACAUGUUUCACUCAGCCGCUUUAUUGAGGAAAUAUGUUACUCGCAGUGACUAUUAAUGUGGUUGUUUUACCUGUUUUGAAUACACUGACUGUAAGUUGCUCUGGGUAAGACAGUGCAAUUAUGUUUCACUGUUAGUCUACACCUGUUGCUUACAAAGCGUGUCACAAAAAGAUUGAUUUGAUUUGAUUGCUGCUAAAUGCUUCAAAUGGAUGAAGUCCCCUAGAAGGUCUGAGAACAUUCACAAGAGGGAGAAACCAUAAUAACAACCUGAUGAAAAUCCUCCUGACAACAUGGCAGUUGUCCCCUGUGUAGGGAGAGUGUUUCAGACAGUACAAGAGGUGCAUUAAAAUAUGUAGUUCUCUGAAUCGACUGGCUUUAUUUCUAUGAAAUACAGUGCCUUCAGAAAGUAUUCAUACCCCUUGACUUAUUCCACAUUUUGUUCUGUUACAGCCUGUAUUCAAAGUUGAUUCAUAUUUUUCCUCACCCAUCUACACACAAUACCCCAUAAUAACGAAGUGA